AUGCUCGACACGCUGGUCACGGACACCGAUGUCGCCAUGAAGGAGGCGGAGACCGAGGAGAAGGACGCCCAGGAGGACUACGAGAAGCUGAUGAGCGACGCCGGCAACAAGCGCGCGACGGACUCGAAGGCUCUCACCGACAAGGAGGCCGCCAAGGCCGAGGGCGAGGAGUCUUUGCAAGUGGAGGCCGGCAAGAAGAAGGACCUCGAGACGGAGCGCAUGGAGACGAUGCAGGUCCUAAUGAACUUGCACAGCGAGUGCGACUGGCUCGUGAAGUACGCGGCUGCGGACUACGAUGUGCGCAAAGCUGCGCGCGCGGACGAGGUGGACGCGCUGGGCAAAGCGAAGGACGUGCUCAGCGGUGCCGACUACUCCCUGGUGCAGACCGCCCGUCGGUCACGCACUGGUCUCCUGAGGGCCGCUUGA
Molecule: messenger RNA, 426 nt
Organism: Prorocentrum cordatum
Lineage: Eukaryota; Dinophyceae; Prorocentrales; Prorocentraceae
Source: the annotation of a GenBank genome assembly